Paramecium pentaurelia is the source of this 483-nucleotide messenger RNA. The record is from the annotation of a GenBank genome assembly. NCBI's taxonomy places the organism in Eukaryota, Ciliophora, Oligohymenophorea, Peniculida, Parameciidae.
UCAUGGUUGAAUUGUAAAUGAAUUCACAUAUUCUAUUAUAGGGAUGCAAAAAAGCAAUUGGCAAUAAGCAAUAUAGCACUUUUAAUGAUAGAGAUUGUUUUAUUAACAGAAUAUUCAUAUAUGAAUGAACAUCCACAUAGAAAUGAAAGUUUGACAUAUGUGAGAUUCGCAAUUUCUGGAUAAGUUUUUAUGAUGUUAGCAUUUUUGGGAUUGAUUGCAACUUAUUUUUUCACACAUAAAUAUGUGAAAUUAGCUAUUCUUGGUAGUCUUUGGUUAGGUUUUGUAUUAGUUUUUAUAGGUAUGAUUGUUGGAGUAAAAUAUGUAAUUCAUUUAUAUAUAAAUUUAGUAUCAAGAUGGAUAUGACACUAUAGCAUCAACUUGGUGGAUUGAAGUAGGAUUGAGUAUUCUAGGCUUUUUGAAUUUCCUUAAGGCAUUCAAUAAUGAAUAAUAACCUAAUGAAGGAUAUUAAAGAUAAGAAUGAGU